GUUGCCUGUUUGUUCUAGCUAGUGGUUUAUUAAUUAAAUUAAUGGAAGAAGAGACAAUCAUUUGUACUGUUUUGGAGGACGGGGUGCAAUGUGGAAACAUUACGUAUUCGUCUUGCGUCGAAGGUCCCCUUACUCCACAGGACGGGCUGUUUUGGCUGUAUUUGGGCAUUUACGUCUUUUUGGUUAUUCUUGCAGGUUUGAUGUCUGGUCUGACAAUGGGACUUCUUUCACUUGAUCUCCUCAGUCUUAAAGUGCUUAAGACUAGCGGAAACGUAAAACAAAGGAAAUUUGCUUCAAGCAUUUUGCCACUUGUGGAAAAACAUCACCUUCUUCUUGUAACAUUGCUGGUGGCUAAUGCUGCUUCUGUCGAAGCCAUGCCGAUUUUUUUGGACAGAAUUUCUAAUCCAAUUGUUGCUAUUGUUGUUUCGGUGUCUGCUGUGCUAUUGUUUGGAGAGGUAAUACCUCAGGCUCUUUGUACACGAUACGGUUUGGCCAUUGGAUAUUACUUAUCACCUUUGAUCAAGAUUUUAAUGGUGCUACUCUUCUUCAUUGCUUGGCCAAUCUCAAAGUUGCUGGACUUGCUACUUGGCAAAGACCACAGUACAUUUUUUAGACGAGCAGAGUUGAAAGAGCUUGUUGACAUGCAUGGCAAGACUUCACAGGGAAACGAAGAGCCGCUCUCUCAAGAUGAAGUUCUUAUCAUAAAAGGAGCUCUAGAAAUGCGAAGCAAGACUGUUCGAGAAGCGAUGACACCUCUACAGUCAGUUUUUAUGUUACGUAUCGACGACAAACUUGACAGGGCAACAAUGCAAACGCUUAUUGAUGUUGGACAUUCUCGUGUGCCUGUGUUUGACGGCGUGCGUCAGAACAUCGUUGGAAUAAUUCUGGUGAAGAAGAUCAUUAUGCUUGAUCCGGAUGACGCCGUUCCCGUUCGGGAAGUGUAUAUGUCUAUAGACAACCUGCCUCGUUUUCGUGACGACAUGCCACUGUAUGAUUUACUAAACAAGUUUCAAGAAGGGAAAAGUCAUAUGGGCCAAGUUUGGGGUCCUAAGGAUCGUCCAGACAAUGACAAUGACAAAGUGGAUAAGAAAGAACAGACAGACUUGGAGUCGGAAGUACUCGGUGUUAUCACAUUAGAGGAUGUUAUCGAAGAACUUAUACAGGAGGAGAUCGUGGACGAGACGGAUGUGUUUGUUGAUGUUCAUCGGCGAAUUCUUGUGGCACGUGCUCAGACUGCGAGACGGCAAUCAAUAUCAUUGUGUGAAGGAGCAUCAAACACUUCUAAACCACAUGCAGCUGCUAGACAUAUUAUACGUAGAGCUAAGUCACAGCAGUCUAAUGAAGUAACGAUGGUCAAUAUAAAUUCAACUGAUAUGACACAUCUUGGUUCACCAAUUAUUCAUUAUGAUGCUCCGAGUGAAGACGUGACACCUCUAUUGCAAGGCAGUGAGGAUACUACAUAAAAUUGCUACGACUUUGUUUUGUAAGCUAGUAUACUUGUAUGUUGUUUUUUCAUUAUCAUAGCAUUAUACAUUUCUUAGUCGUUAUAGAAUUAGAUAUGAGCAAUUUACUAGAUAAACUUGACUAAACAGUCAACUUGAAAUUCCUAAUUCGUGUAAACGUAAUGGCUGUGUAUGCAUUAAUGGAAUCUUUACUGAGUGGUAGUCAAUACCUAAAUAUGUAU
This is a messenger RNA of Corticium candelabrum, 1684 nucleotides long. RefSeq lists its product as uncharacterized. Lineage: Eukaryota; Metazoa; Porifera; Homoscleromorpha; Homosclerophorida; Plakinidae. The coding region runs from base 42 to 1463 and encodes 473 amino acids. The transcript has 9 exons. Gene Ontology annotation, biological process: magnesium ion homeostasis. The record is from RefSeq and is a predicted model, not a curated record.